Messenger RNA from Sesamum indicum (sesame), 2659 nucleotides. Its product is annotated as delta-1-pyrroline-5-carboxylate synthase. Gene Ontology annotation, molecular function: glutamate 5-kinase activity; ATP binding; glutamate-5-semialdehyde dehydrogenase (NADP+) activity. NCBI's taxonomy places the organism in Eukaryota, Viridiplantae, Streptophyta, Magnoliopsida, Lamiales, Pedaliaceae. The record is from RefSeq and is a predicted model, not a curated record. Gene Ontology annotation, cellular component: cytoplasm.
AGGGAGAAGAAAUUGGAGAAGGCGGAAGGCAGCAGCAGGCAUUCCGCAGGCAUUUCCAAGUGGCGAGUGUUGGGGUGGAGGGUUCCCGCCCCAUGUGCCGACGACCUUCCAAGAACUUUGCAUCUCACUUCAAACCUUUUAUACUCCUUAUUCCUCCUCUUUUUGUUUUCUCCAAUUCACCAUUACUCACUCACAUUGCCUUUGCAUCCCUCCCCCACCAUUAUGGAUCCUACCAGAGUUUUUGUUAAGAAUGUCAAGCGUGUUGUUUUCAAGGUAGGCACUGCUGUGGUUACAAGAAGUGAUGGUAGAUUGGCAGUUGGCAGAGUAGGAGCUAUCUUUGAGCAGCUUGAAGCAUUGAACUCUCAAGGCUAUGAGAUAAUUUUAGUGACAUCAGGUGCUGUUGGGGCUGGUCGCCAAAGGCUCAAGUACAGGAAAUUGUUAAACAGCAGUUUUGCUGACUUGCAGAAACCACAAGUUGAAAUAGACGGAAAGGCUUGUGCAGCAGUCGGACAGAAUGGUCUUAUGGCACUAUAUGAUUCGUUAUUCAGCCAGUUGGAUAUUACUUCAUCCCAACUCCUAGUUACAGACAAUGACUUUAAAAGUACAGACUUCAGAACCCAACUUUCUCAAACAGUGAAUUCAUUGUUAGCUUUAAGGAGUAUCCCUAUCUUCAAUGAAAAUGAUGCAAUCAGCACUAGAAGAGCUCCAUAUGAGGAUUCAACAGGUAUCUUUUGGGAUAAUGAUAGUCUGGCAGCUUUGCUGGCACUUGAAUUAAAAGCUGACCUCCUGGUAUUGUUGAGCGAUGUCGAGGGUCUUUACAGUGGUCCUCCGACUGACCCAAAUUCAAAGCUAAUACAUACAUAUAUCAAGCAAAAGCAUCUCGGAGCAAUAACGUUUGGAGAUAAGUCGAGGGUUGGAAGAGGAGGAAUGACAGCUAAAGUAAAGGCUGCAGUUAGCGCUGCUGACUCUGGCACUCCUGUUGUCAUAGCCAGUGGUUUUGUUGCAGGCAACAUUGGUAAAGUGCUAGAAGGACAACGUAUUGGUACUCUCUUUCACAAGGAUGCACAUGCAUGGGUUACUUUUAAUGAAUUUACUGCACGGGAGAUGGCAGAUGCUGCAAGAGAUUGCUCAAUGCGCCUACAGAGUAUUUCUUCUAAAGAGAGGAAUAAAAUUUUGUUGGAUAUUGCGGACGCAUUAGAGGAAAAACAAGAUCUAAUUAAGGUUGAAAAUGAAGCUGAUGUCGCUGCUGCUAAUGAUGCUGGAUAUGAUGAAUCAUUAAUUUCCCGCUUGGUGUUAAGCCCUGCCAAGAUCUCUGCUCUGGCAAAAUCUGUCCGCACCAUUGCGGAGAUGGAAGAACCCAUUGGUCGGGUAGUGACAAAAACUGAGCUUGCAGAUGGACUCAUCCUGGAAAAGACUACAUGUCCUUUGGGUGUUCUCUUGAUUAUUUUUGAAUCUCGACCUGAUGCACUAGUUCAGAUUGCUUCACUAGCAAUUCGGAGUGGGAAUGGUCUGCUGCUGAAAGGAGGUAAAGAAGCCAGGCGUACAAAUGAGAUCCUUCACAAGGUGAUUACUGGCGUCAUUCCUGAAACAGUUGGUGAAAAACUUAUAGGACUAGUGACUUCGAAAGAGGAAAUUCCUGAUUUACUCAAGCUUGAUGAUGUGAUAGAUCUUGUGAUCCCAAGAGGCAGCAAUAGACUUGUCUCAGAGAUAAAGAGCUCCACAAAAAUCCCUGUUCUUGGUCAUUCUGAUGGGAUUUGCCAUGUUUAUGUUGAUACGUCAGCAAAUAUGCAAAUGGCUAGGAAUAUUAUCAUGGAUUCUAAGCUGGAUUAUCCUGCUGCCUGUAAUGCUAUGGAGACACUUCUUGUUCACAAGGAUUUUUCAAGUUCUGAAGGUUUACAGGACCUUGUAGUCGAACUCAGUCAUGGAGGUGUUACACUGCAUGGUGGCCCAAGGGCAAGUUCACGUUUAAAAAUUCCAGAGGUCCAAACAUUUCACCACGAGUACAACUCAAGGGCUUGCACAAUUGAAAUUGUGGAUGAUGUGAAAGCUGCUGUUGAUCACAUACGCAAACAUGGAAGUGGCCACACUGAAUGCAUUAUUGCAGAAGAUAAAAGAACCGCUGAAUAUUUCUUGCAACAUAUUGACAGUGCUGCAGUCUUUCACAAUGCAAGCACUAGAUUCUGUGACGGGAUGCGGUUUGGCCUUGGUGCAGAGGUUGGAAUAAGCACGAGCAAGAUUCAUGCUCGAGGUCCAGUGGGAGUUGAAGGACUAUUAACAACAAAAUGGGUUCUUAGAGGCAAUGGACACAUCGUGAAGGGAGAUGAGGGGGUCAUCUAUACCCACAAGAACAUUGUCAGCAGUGAGAGUUAGGGUCUAACUAAUAUUCAUCAAAGGCAGCAUCGUUUUUACUUUAUGCUUGCCUUAUACCAAAUUUUGGUCGAAUUUUGUUUUGAGGAUAUAGGAGGCUCAGUAUUUAUUUAGUUUAUAUUUCUUUUAGUAGUCAUGAAACUUAAAACACUCGGGAUCAAAUAACCCAAUGCCUUUAUUAGUUUAUUAUUACUCGCACAAAUUAAUGGCUACUACACAAGGUUGAAAGCUAAGUACAAGAAAAUGGAAAAAUGACUGCCAUUUUUUGUCUAAAUUAGAAUAGUACUCAAAU